AUGAGUGGUCAUCAUAUACCAAAACCUCUAAAUCAUAGUAUCUACCCAUUCUCAGUUGCUUAUGUCGGUGAUGAAAAAUUAGAAAAAUACAAUCAAUUAUCAGAAAAAGUUUUACGCUCUCUAUUAUAUUUGUAUAAACGGUAUGCCAAUGAGUAUGACUGGUUUCUGAAAGCAGAUGAUGACACAUAUGUGAUUAUUGAAAACUUACGACAUUUUCUACGACGAAAACUAUCUAAUGCCACUGGAUAUUUUGGGUACAUUGCCAAGACGCGUGAUCGUCUGUAUCCAUCGGGUGGAGCCGGAUAUGUUUUAAGUCAAACAACGUUAAUAAAAUUAGGCGAGGAAAUAUUGACUAAACCGGAAAAACGUAAAUUGUGUCACGAGAAUGAAGCAGAAGAUAUUAAUUUAGCCUAUUGUCUUGCUCGUAUAAACGUAUUUGUCACUCAUACAAGAGACAACAAUCAAUUAGAAACAUUUCAUCCGAUGACCUUUGAAGAACAUUUUCUAGGCAAAUUUACACGUUGGAUUGAAAAUAAUUCACAGUAUGAACAAAAAAAAGGCGAAAAAUGCUGUAGUAAUUUUACAAUUUCAUUUCAUGGCAUGUCAUCACGCGACAUGAAAUUACUUCAUUACCUUUUGUAUCAUAUUCAAAUAGCACAAAGUUAG
This is a messenger RNA of Didymodactylos carnosus, 666 nucleotides long. NCBI's taxonomy places the organism in Eukaryota, Metazoa, Rotifera, Eurotatoria, Philodinida, Philodinidae. The record is from the annotation of a GenBank genome assembly.